AUGAAUGGAAAAAUACAAAAUAUAGAAACAACAUUAGACACUGCUAUGACACGUAAAGUUGAACAAAAUAGGCAAAAAUUAAUCCCUAUUAUUGAAACCAUACUAUUUUGUGGCCUACAAAAUAUAUCCUUACGCGGUCAUAGAGAUGAUGGUUCUAUAAAUUCUGUUGAUGACGAUAUCAAAAAUCAAAAAGGAAAUUUUAAGGCUUUAUUAAAAUUUCGUAUUAAUGCUGGAGAUCAAAUUCUAAAAGAGCAUUUCAAAUCUGCAACAAAAAAUACUACCUAUAUUAUACCUAUUUUAGCUGAUGAGACGACUGACGUAAGUAUUUCUGAACAAUUUUCAUUUUGUGUUCGGUAUUUUGAUUCGGACACAUGCUCAAUACGGGAACAUUUUCUUGGAUUCACAAAGGUUGAACAUGUAACUGGUGAAUAUUUAGCUGACACCAUUAUACAAAUAUUAAAAGAAAAAAAUUUAGAUCUUGCUCUGCUUCGAGGACAAGGAUAUGAUGGUGCCGCGAAUAUGAGCGGUGCGUUUAAAGGAGUACAAUCUCGAAUUGCAAGUUUACAGCCUCUUGCAUUUUAUACUCACUGUGCCAACCACAGAUUAAAUUUAGUGCUCAGUAAAGCAAGCACUGUACCUUCAAUUCGCAACACAGUCGGAAUAAUAACAAAUAUUUAUAACUUCUUAAGGGAAUCUGCUUUAAGAACUCAACUUUUGAGUGAAAAAAUUACAGAACUUUUUCCACAUCAAAAAGCAGUAAAAGCUAAAAAGUUGUGUGAAACACGUUGGGUCGAAAGACAUGAUGGAAUUUUACAUUUUUUGGAAAUAUUACCAGCUAUAAUAGUUACAUUAGACGAAUUAAGCCUUAGAAACCAUACAGGAAGCAAUGCACAAUCUCUAUCUGCAGCUAUUUGUAAAUUUGAAUUUUUGAUUUCCUUAAAAAUAUUAACGAAAUUUUUAGCCAUAACACUUCCACUUUCAAUGCUGUUACAGAGUAUUAAUAUUGACUAUACACAAUCGAUAGAAAUGAUCAACAAUGUUAAAAAUGUAUUAACUACAAUAAGAGAAAAUUCAAAAACGGAAUUUAAAAACAUUUUUGAAGAAACAAGAAUAAUUGCAGUAAAAAUGGACGUUGAUAUAAGGAUUCCAAGAGUAACAAAAAACAAUGUCAUCGUGCAAACGCUCAGCCCGAAUCAACUGAUUUAUCUGAAUUCUACCACGUUAACUAUUUUCUACCUUAUUUGGAUUAUCUUAUACGAUAAAAUAUUGAAUGCGGCCAAGACAUAUGAAGCAGAUUUACCUCAUAGUAUUGAAGCACUACGCGGUGAGUUAAAUUUAUGGAAACAAUUUUGGAAAAAUAAACCAGAAAAGGCUGAUUCUUCAAUGGAAGCUUUUAAAUAUGCAUCUAUGUUUCCUAACAUUAAAUGUCUUUUAACAAUUCUUAGUGUGAUACCUAUAACAACAGCAAGUGCUGAAAGGUCAUUUAGUUCUUUAAAAAGAAUUAAAACUUACCUACGAUCGACAAUGAGCCAGGAAAGACUUAACGGCUUAGCAAUGUUGCAUAUAAAUAAAAAUAUUCAAGUAAAACCAGGAGAAGUACUAGAUGUGUUUGCUAAAAAACAUAAACGAAAACUUCAAUUCGACCUAUGA
Molecule: messenger RNA, 1650 nt
Organism: Metopolophium dirhodum (rose-grain aphid)
Lineage: Eukaryota; Metazoa; Arthropoda; Insecta; Hemiptera; Aphididae
Product: 52 kDa repressor of the inhibitor of the protein kinase-like
Exons: 3
Coding region: 1-1650 (549 amino acids)
Molecular function (GO): protein dimerization activity
Source: RefSeq, a predicted model, not a curated record